Molecule: messenger RNA, 3303 nt
Organism: Seriola aureovittata
Lineage: Eukaryota; Metazoa; Chordata; Actinopteri; Carangiformes; Carangidae
Gene: entpd2b
Product: ectonucleoside triphosphate diphosphohydrolase 2b
Exons: 9
Coding region: 984-2498 (504 amino acids)
Biological process (GO): nucleoside diphosphate catabolic process
Cellular component (GO): plasma membrane
Molecular function (GO): UDP phosphatase activity; GDP phosphatase activity
Source: RefSeq, a predicted model, not a curated record
UGUUAAGGUUCAGUCACUGGACUAAAGGCAUCCUAAAAGUCCAAGACAGUGUGAUUCUUUGUGGCAUUUAAUCUACAUUUAAAUUACAUUAACAUGUAAAUUAUAUUUUCAUGUACAUUUUUUGUGUAAUCUCUACCAUAUUGUGAAAAAACCUACUUCACAAUUAGCGUCCCAAGUCCCAACAUGAAGAACAGCUCAAGUGCAAAAGCUCCUUCAAAAUAACUCAUAAUAUAUUCUGCUAAAUUUAGACGCUGUCAGAACAGGAUUUCUGCAAAAAAUAGACUUUAAAAAAUGUACAAAAAAAAGUAUAGACCUCUAGUGAAAACUUCAUUUCCAUACUUUUUUCAGACAGUCAAAUGAGGACACAAUUUGCAAGUCAGGUUUUAAGCUGCAGCCAUUCACAUGCAAAUACUGGAGGAAAACAAGAAGCAGUCUGUGGCUCUCAGUUCCAAUAGGCUACAAUCUGGACUUCUGCCAGUGUGGGCCACCCCUUGUUUUCCUAGAAAUUACUGCAUAAUUACAAAUCAAGUUAAGUUUUAUCCUCGCUGAGAUUAGAAAAGGGAAUGACUAGGCAGAAAUAACCCUGCGGCUCCACCCUGACUAACCUAAACUAACUGCUGAGAGUGAAUGAGCAGCAGGUUCCUCCUGUCAACAAUCGUUGCCAUAAUGAAGACAUUUUUCCCUCCAUGGCAGCAGUAGCCUUGGAGCUGCUUUCAUUCACUGACCGAGGAGAAGGUCUCAGGCACACGGAGGAGGGCCACGGCUGAGCGCGGGACAUAAAUUCAGGUCAGACGUUGCUAUCUCAAGUGAAAUGUAAAACUUGAGUCAGGAAGCAGGUGAAGCGUGAACCACAGGCGGGUUGUGAUAACGCCCGGCCAGCGGGGAGCCACCAGCCGCUUCUGUUCUCCCACUUGGCCGCUAUUAAGUCAACGCUCAAGUUUCCACGCGGCGCAGAAAAGAGCUGCACUUCUCACUUUCACUUCAUGGCUCAGCGCUCCGCUCAUCCUGUCGUCCCCAUCGCGCUGCUGCUGUUUGGACUCGCUGCAAUCCUGCUCCUGACGAUCCGCACCGAGGACGUCCAGGAGAGGCCGGGGUUCAUGUACGGGAUUGUCCUGGAUGCUGGAUCUUCGCACACAGCUUUGUAUAUAUACAAGUGGCCAGCAGACAAGCAGAACGGCACCGGGGUGGUCACCCAGCACAGAGAGUGUCAUGUGAAGGGCGGAGGGAUCUCCAGCUAUGCAGGGCAACAGGGAGCAGCGGGCCAGAGCUUAGAGGCAUGUCUGGAACAGGCGGUAAAGGACAUCCCCAAAGAAAAACACCAUGUCACACCUGUGUACCUGGGAGCCACAGCUGGCAUGAGGCUUCUACAUUUGUUCAGCGAGGAGCAGUCGAAUCAGAUCCUCCAGGAAGUGGGCCGUAAAAUCCAGUCCUACCCCUUCAGCUUCCAGGGAGCGGCCAUACUGAGUGGUCGGGAGGAGGGGGCGUACGGCUGGGUUACCGUCAACUAUCUCUUGGAGAACUUCAUUAAGUACGGUUUCGUGGGGCACUGGUUCAGCCCCGGCAGACCCACAGUGGGAGCGCUGGAUUUCGGCGGGGCGUCCACACAGAUAACGUUCGCGACUCAGGAGGAAGUGGAGGACAAACAAGACAUGAUGAAGCUGCGUCUUUAUGGCCAGGAGUACUCUCUGUACACACACAGCUUCCUGUGCUACGGGCAGGACCAGGUCCUCAAGAGACUGCUGGCUCACAUAGCGCAGUCUCAGGGUUAUCCGGGGUCAGUGGAUCACCCCUGCUAUCCCGCAGGCCACAGCCGAACUUUAAAGUUCAGCAGUAUAUUCAACUCUCCGUGUACAGCGAAGUACAAACCCGGCUCCUACGACCCCCGGGCGUCUCUGACAGUACAGGGCGGCGGACAUUACGAGCACUGUCUGGGCAACGUGUCCGAGAUCUUCUCCUUUGACAGCUGUCCCUUCUCCCAGUGCUCCUUCGACAAAGUCUUUCAGCCAAAUGUCAGCGGCAGCUACAUGGCGUUCUCUGCAUUCUUCUACAUUCACUCCUUCCUGCAGCAUAUCACUAAUAUCACUGUGAGCACGCCCUCACAGCUGGAGGAGGCCGCCAGAGCUGUGUGCAGAAUGAGUUUCAGUGAGAUGUUGCUUGUUGCUCCAGAGCAAAAGGUUCGUUUGCAGGACUACUGUGCCUCCUCUGUGUUUGUCAAGGUUCUCAUGUUGAGAGGAUACGGCUUCGAUGAAACAUCCUUCUCGCGCAUUUCCUUCCAGAAGAAGGCGGGGGACGCCUCGGUGGGCUGGGCUCUGGGCUACAUGCUGAGUUUGAGCAACUUGCUGCCCGCAGAGACCGUGGGGCUGAGGAAGGCUUUGACCCCGGGCGCCUGGGGAACGCUCAUCUUUCUCUUUGUCCUUCUCCUCACUACAGUCCUGGUCUUCAUCUUAUUCCGCACUUGUGGUGGGAAGAAGAAAGGAAGCAGUGAAAGCACCAUCUAGAUAUCACAACAGCAUACAGUAGUCAGAAAAGAAGCAGAGUUAUGCAUUUUUGUUUGUUUUUGGCUCUGUGCUCCGACACAUUGGCUCUGAGAUGAAACUAUGAGAGCUGAAUUUGUGCUCUAAUUUAAGGGUGUUCACAUUAUAGAGGAUAAACAGUGUAGGACCUGUAGCUCUUUUUAUACAUUGUCCCCCAAUUUUAGGUUAAUGCAGCAGACCAAUCAUCCUCAUAGAAGCUGCACUGUAUGUUCACUCACUGCAAAUAUAAUAUAUGCAAUAUAAUGACUUCCUCAAAUUAAAGCUGAAGGUCAGCACUUUAACGUCAAGCUAUUUUUUCAUUUCAAAUCCAAACUGCUGGAGUACUGAGCCAACACGAUGAAAAACGUGACCAAAUAUUGUCUGACUGCCCUGUAGGUUGAAGAACGUAGCACUCCUCUGGUCGCUUUGGCCAUACAGGGGAGGUCUUUUCAUUUUUAUUAAGAAGUCAAACCAAUGUUUGGUUGUAUUUGGUUGUAUUUUUCAUUUUUCAUUCAUUUCAUUGUUGUUUUUGUAGAAAGAGUGACUGUAGUCUGAAGCACUGUUACUGUGAACUAAAGCGCACUGUGGAGAGAACUUUCAGUUUAGUAUAAGGAAUAACUAUUUCUAAAAAAGUUUUUGUAUACAAAGAUAUUUUUCAGGUUCCAGUUUUUAUUCACAUUUAAAUCUGCCAAGCUUUGUGUGACAAGUUUAACAGAAAAUAAUAAAUAGCCUACAAAUGUGGUGAACAGCAGGUGUUUGCAUAUUAUAAACAUUUGUCGACAGAAACAAA